Messenger RNA from Bactrocera dorsalis (oriental fruit fly), 2612 nucleotides. RefSeq lists its product as uncharacterized. The coding region runs from base 1093 to 2406 and encodes 437 amino acids. NCBI's taxonomy places the organism in Eukaryota, Metazoa, Arthropoda, Insecta, Diptera, Tephritidae. Gene Ontology annotation, molecular function: nucleic acid binding; zinc ion binding. The transcript is spliced from 2 exons. The record is from RefSeq and is a predicted model, not a curated record.
UAUGGGAUAGGAAUGAUCUUUCCUCGAAAACACCUUGGGUUUUUAUAUUUUCCGAUGGCAUACGCAUAUUUGUCUGUACCAGUCACAUUGGUAAUAAAGAGCAAUGUGAUUCUUUCUUUUGAUGUCUUAAGUCCACUUACGGCUUGGCUUCCCGCGACAUAUGAACCAGUCGGAAGAGCUUUAUAAAAUAGACCUGUCUCGUCGGCGUUAUAAAUAUCUUCUAAUGAAUAUUUCUGUAGUAAAACUGGAAGAACAUUUUGUUUGAAGUUUAAAGCCGAUUGAUUAUCCGCGGAAGCAGCUUCGCCGUGAUGUUUUUUGAAACGCACAUUUUCGUUUUUCUUCCAUCUUUGCAGCCAGCCUGGGCUAGGCUUAAAAUCAAGGAUGCCUAAUUUGAUUGCAAAUUGCUGCGCUUUUUCAAAGAUCAAUGGGCCGGUUACAAGAGCGUUUGCCUCCAUCAUUUGCCUGAACCAAAUGGACAUUGAUUUGUUUAGCGCUUCAUAUUUUGAUGUGCGUGUCCUCUUUUGCUCUAAGUUCCGGCAGGUAUAGCUUUUUUCACUGAGUUCUUUCGAUUGUUUCAAAAUUUUCGAAAUCGUGCUGCUUGCAAUAUUAUAUUUUUUGGAGAUUUCGCUUCGGGCUUUGCCGCUUUUUGCUUCUUCCACAAUUUUGAUUUUUGUUUUAAUUGGUGUAGCAAUAUAAAUGUGAUUACUGUAUUAUGUUGUAUCGUUACCUUAUUUUAAUGUUACUUGAAUAAGCAAUCCUGUUGUACUUUUGAAUUUGUAUCAUACCUUAUUUUAAUGUUACUCGAAUAAGCAACCCUGGUGUACUAUUGAAUUUGUAUCAUAUCUUAUUUUAAUGUUGCUCGAAUAAGCAACCCUGAUGUACUUUUGAAUAUGUAUCAUACCUUAUUUUAAUGUUACUCAAAUAAGCAACCCUGAAUUUUUAAACUUGUAACUGGCGACAUGAAAGUGUAAAGAAAAAUAAAGAAGAGUUCAGUUCGAACGCAACCAUUAAACGAAUCGGUCAUCCCAUGCUACAAUAUUUCAGAAGUGGGAUUCGGGUACAGUAGCAAAGUUUUAACAAAUUUUUUUUUAAAUGGAGUGCAUCGAUGCUAAUAUAUAUACGGCGGCCCAGUUGCGUGAGUGGUUGAAGCGGUUGGGACUCCCGACUCAUGGCAACAAAAGUGCCCUAGCAAUAAGGUUGGGCGAUGUGCCUGCGGUUGAGCGUGGCGAUUGCCCUAGUUUCGCUGGCGAGGAGGUUGAGUCGGUGGGCGUUGGUGAAUCACCUUUGGAGGAGACAGCGGAGCGUGAUUUGGAGACGCAAAAUGAACUCCUGACCAAAGAAGUCGAGCGGUUGAAGCUGGUGAUUGUGCAACUUGGAUCGGGCAGUGUGGUGGGCGGCGCCGCUGGUGUGACAGAGAGGGAUGAUUCAGCGAAUGGCAGAGCUUCGAGUGCUUUGAAUGGCGACGUAACGAAUGUCAGCGCAACAUAUAACAGACAAGCGAACAUACAACAUGCAACGAUUAAUGGCGGCGGCGCUUCGAACGACGGCGGCGCAUUGAACAACGGCAGCAGCGCUUCGAAUGACGGCGGCGCAUUGAACAACGGCAGCAGCGCUUUGAACGACGGCGGCGCUUUAAAAGACAAUGACGCUUUGAACAGCGAUGGCGCUGUAGGUACAGUAAGAAACGAAAAAGAUAGCGCUACGGUAAGGAAUGUCGGUGCUAUACCUUUGGAGAUGGUAAAAGAUCUGUUACCAGAAUACGAAGGUGGGCCGAAUUUCAACAUAUGGAUUCAACAGUUAAGAAGUGCUGGAAAAGUUUUUAACCUUGAUCAUAGCGCGCUGCGCGCUGUAAUGAUAAGCAAGUUGAAAGGUAGUGCAAGAGUGUGGCUGCACGCGAGGCCUCUGUUUAUCACCGAAAAUAUAGACAGCCUUGUUGCAGAAAUGCAAGCGGUGUUUGCACCAACACACAACAAGUUGUUGCUGCGAAAACAGUUUGAAGCGCGCAAGUGGUCGGUUGGUGAAACCUUCCAAAAAUACUACAAUGAAAAAGUUUUACUGUCAGAUCCGUUGAAUAUGGAUGAAUGCGAGCUGAUUGACCAUAUUGUCGAGGGUAUGCCGGACGAGCAGUUACGGAAUCAGGCAUAUAUCCAAUGCUACACUACAAGAGUGCAGCUUCUGCAGGCGUUCGGGAGAGUUGAAUUGAAACGUGACUCGAUGCAGAUGCCUCGCACUAAUGUCAGAUGUUUCAACUGCAACUCAUUUGGACACAUGGCCGUGGCAUGUCGGAAGCCGAAGCGAGAGGUUGGGGCGUGUUAUGGGUGUGGCAGCAUGGAGCAUAAAGUCGCUACGUGUCCAACGAGGAUUCAAAACAACCGUGCAGAUGAGAGCCCAUACAAUGCCUCAUAGACUCAGGGAGCCCAAUAAGUUUUGUAAAACGAUCAUCCUUACCAGAUACUAUUGAAUUUAAUGAUAAUUUUUCAGUUUGUAUUCCAUAUUUUGGUUUAAAUAAAAGUAAAUUAGAAAUGUUUGGUGAAUUUAAUUGUAAUGUUUGUUUUGAAAAUAAAUUUGUCAAUAUAAAUUUGAUCGUAGUGGCCGAUGAGACUAUGGGGUAU